This is a messenger RNA of Eruca vesicaria subsp. sativa (arugula), 1732 nucleotides long. The record is from the annotation of a GenBank genome assembly. Lineage: Eukaryota; Viridiplantae; Streptophyta; Magnoliopsida; Brassicales; Brassicaceae.
AACGUAUUACAAUUUUCAAUUUAUUUAUCAAGUGUAAGAAAGAAACAAUUAAUACACCCACAAAAUAAGAUAGAUUCAUGAAAAAAUGCUGUCCAAUAUGUCUUAUUUUCUUCAAAAACAUUUCACCUCCACACUCUUUUUUUUUCAUUUCAUUUUCAUAUCUCAGCUUUUUUUCUUCUUCUUCUAGAAAAUUUGAAAAAUCAAAGAAAAUUACUAAUCAUCUUUCCUCCUCAGUAGGAAACACUCAUCAUUGUACCCAACAAUCACUUUCAAUCCUCAGAAUCAAAAACUCCAACUCCUUCCUUCUUCUUCUCACUCUUCUUCCAUCUACACAUAUACAUUUACACUCGGACAAUAUACACAUACGACACGUAUACAUACACACACCUUCCACACUCUAUAUAACCUUUUCCCUCUCCUCCAACUCUCUCUCUCUCUCAAUAUCUUUCUGAUCAUUAACCACCAAAGCUCAGAUCUUUGACAAAAAUGGAUCCGUCCUCUGCUACCUCAGUGAACGGAUACUACUCAUUUCUAAACAGAUCAAUGGAUGAUCUCGAGAGGGCUUACCUCUCAAACAACUUCAUGUCCGUACACUUCUUACAGAGAGCUCUCUGUCUUCUCCGCACUUCUCACUCACACCUCACUCUCCUCGUUCAAAAGCUUCAGCUCCCUGUCGGCGACAAGUGGCUUGAUGAGUAUAUGGACGAAAGCUCUAAGCUUUGGGAAGCUUGUCUCGUCAUCAAAACCGCCGUUUCUUCAAUUGAAAACUUCUCCUCCGCCGGAAUUACAAUCGCUUCGACCCUCGAUGGACAUUACCACCACCGUCGUCUCUCUCCUCAGCUUUCUCGUCAGGUGAUAAGGGCGAUAACAGGGUGUAGGAGAGAAGCGAUAGGGAUAGAGGAAGAGAACAGAGCUUUAAUGGAGAAUCGAGUUCAAAGGUUUCCCUUUUGGUCGGAACAGACGGCGGCGAUGGAGUCGUCGACGAAGUUACAGAACGGUUUCAGUGGUUUCCGCGGCGUACUCUACGCGACGAGGAACAUGAGCUCACUUCUACUGAUGUUUCUCAUGAACGGUCUCGUCUACUGUUUCCCCGGCGACACAACGCUGCCACAAACGCAAACGCAAACGCAGAAUCAAGUCGGCGGUUUUGUCGGAGCAAUGGGGAGGUUGCAGCAGAGAGUGGCGGCUGAGGUGGGGAGGCUUGGGGUUAGGAAGGGGAUGUUGAUGCACGAGUACAGGAGGAGCAAGGCGGCGCUGGAGGAGCUGAAGGCGGAGCUUGAGAGGAGAUUCUGCGGCGGCGGAGGAGGGGAAAGUGAAGAGGAGGGAGAGAGGGAGUUGAGAGAGAGAGUGGAGAAUCUGAGAGGGUGUUUUGGUAAUUUGAGGAAUGGGACAGAGAGUAUAGUGGCGCAAAUCGAUGAUUUGUUUGAUGAAAUUGUUGAAGGCAGAAAGAAGCUUUUGGAUUUUUGCAGCCAUAGAUGAGUAUCAAAAGCUGACAUUUUUUUCAGUUUAUAAAAUAAGCAAAAAGGAAAAAAAAUUAGAGUAGACUUAGCUUAGCCGAAUCAUUUGGUAGGAGUUGUUGUAACUCUUUUCUCUUUUGCUGCUAUGAAAAGAAAAUUUUUAAUUUUUUUGUUUGUCAGUCUGCUCUAUUUUUUUAUGUUUAUAUAAUUCUAGAAAUAGAAUUUAUUCUCUGAAUCAUAUCUUAAAGUAAAUGUCUGCUUUUCAGUUUUGGUUC